UCUAGUGAGGAGUUGGACCAGGAAACUGAGCGGAUCAGUAACUCAGAGUUUAUUACCUGAUAACGGUGCAGCUUCCUCCAACAUGUAACUCUACUACGGGAAGUAACUUUUAUCACUGACCUCAUUCCUCUCCUGCUCCGCCAUGUAGCCGGGAAGGCGUCACUUUUUACCGUUCAAAACUACGUAUUGAGUAACUCGUCAGGGGGUUUCGCCUUAUCCAUCGUUCAGAGAAUUGAUGAAGUUGUGAAGGAGCUCGCUCCUCCACCCGCAGGCUCCACCAUGACCGAGCGGACCCCGCUUCUCCACUACCGCCUCUCCGCCAGCGUCAAUGAGUCCGCGCCGAGGACGCCUCCGGCCGGCCGACCCCCGGACCAGCACCCGGGCGGGCCCAGGCAGCGGUCCUCCCAGACCGGCCAACCCAAGAAACUCUCCACCUUCGUUGGGGUGGUGAUCCCCACCCUGCUGUCCAUGUUCAGCGUGGUGUUGUUCCUGAGAAUAGGAUUCCUGGUGGGCCAGUGCGGACUGUACCAAGCCAUUUUCAUGUUCCUGGUGGCCUACUUCAUCAUCAGCAUGACUGUGCUGUCAGUUUGUGCCAUCUCCACCAAUGGAGCCCUGGAUGCUGGGGGAGCCUAUUACAUGAUCAGCCGAGCGUUGGGUCCAGAGUUUGGUGGCAGCAUCGGGAUCAUGUUCUUCCUGGCUAAUGUGUGCGGCUGCGCUCUGUUCGUGCUGGGUCUGGUCGAGGCCAUCGUCGGCACGUUCGGCGAGCCAGAAGACGGGAUUAUGAUCACUUCUCCCUACCAGGUCUUGCCGUCUGGCUACUGGUGGUCUCUGCUGUAUGCCACUGGAAUCGGCCUGAUUUGCCUGCUGGUGUGCCUGGUUGGAGCCCACAUCUACGCCAAGGCCACUUUCAUCAUCUUCUUGGUGGUCAUGGUUGUCCUGGGCACUAUCUUCAUCAGCUUCUUUGCCGUAGGGCCUCAAACCAUCACGCUGCCCAGCUCUGCCACGGCCAACGGAACAGGCCCUGUGAUUCCCACUACAGCCAACUUCACUGGCUUCAAGUUGGAGACGCUGCUUGGGAACCUGUGGGCUGACUACACGGUGGAUUAUACUACUAAAACUGUGAUGACCUUUGCCACAGUUUUCGCUGUCAUGUUUAAUGGCUGUACCGGCAUCAUGGCUGGUUCUAACAUGUCAGGUGAUCUGAAAAGUCCCAGUUAUUCCAUUCCCCGUGGUACCAUCACAGCCGUCAUCUUCACCUUCAUCAUCUAUAACUUGCUCUGUGUGCUGGUGGCCUGCUCCUGUGAUCGUGUUCUGCUGCAGAGGGAUUACAGUUUCCUGAGGGACAUUAACGUCUGGAAACCCUUCGUCAUCAUCGGGGUUUAUUCUUCCACGCUCUCGGCUGCCAUGAGCAACCUCAUUGGAGCCUCACGCAUCCUCUACGCCUUGGCCAGGGAUGACUUGUUUGGUAAGGUUCUGUCUCCCGCCAAGAAGACGUCCCUCAGCGGUAACCCCUGGGUCUCUGUGCUCAUCUCCUGGUUUCUUGUGCAGCUGGUGCUGUUUUCGGGGAAGCUCAACACCAUCGCCAGCAUUGUGACCAUUUUCUUCCUGCUGGUGUAUGCGGCUGUGGACCUGGCCUGCCUCGCCCUAGAGUGGGCCUCAGCACCUAAUUUCAGGCCCACCUUUCGAUACUUCACCUGGCAUACGUGUGUGUUGGGCAUCGUGGGUUGUGCCGUCAUGAUGUUCCUGAUCAAUGCCAUCUAUGCCUCGGCCAGCAUUGCCUUCAUGCUGCUGCUGCUCCUGCUGAUUCACUACCUCAGUCCCACCUCCAGCUGGGGUUACAUCAGCCAGGCGCUCAUUUUCCACCAGGUGCGUAAGUAUCUGCUGAUGCUGGAUGUGAGGAAGGACCAUGUCAAGUUUUGGAGGCCUCAGGUCCUGCUGAUGGUUUCUAACCCUCGCAGCAGCGUGGGCCUCAUCACCUUCAUCAAUGACAUCAAGAAGAGUGGCCUUUACGUGCUUGGACACGUCCAGCUAGGAGACCUCAACAAUUUGCCGUCCGACCCUCUGCAGAGCCAGUAUGACUCCUGGUUGUCCCUGGUGGAUCAUCUGAAUAUUAAAGCUUUUGUCAACCUGACUCUGGCUGAUUCUGUUCGUCAUGGAGUCCAACAUUUGCUCUUCAUCUCUGGACUAGGUGGAAUGCGUCCGAACACCCUCGUCCUCGGUUUCUAUGACAACUGUCUUCCAAAGGACAGGCUUGUUGAUCCCACCCUGUCGACGAGUCAGGCCACAGAUCCCUCGGCACCUUCUCAGGAGCUGGAGCAACAACCUGCCCUCUUCCACUUUGACUCCCUGCGGGUGUCCAGCAACAGGAAAGAUUAUGGAGAAUCGGGUGAUGGGAAGGUUCUGGGUCCCCAGGAGUACGUCGCGAUUAUUGCUGAUGCCAUGAAGAUGCUUAAGAACGUGGUGCUGGCUCGAUACUUCGACACCUUUGACCGUACUCACGUCCUCUCACCACCCUCCUCCCCAUUGAAGGGUGCUGUGUACGUUGACGUCUGGCCGGUAAACCUCCUGCAGCCAGACAGCUGCAGCUACGUCGAUACCUGCUCUCUUUUCCUGCUUCAACUUGCUUGUAUCCUCAAUAUGGUAAGAGCCUGGCGAAAGGCCACGCUCCGCCUCUUCCUGUGCGUGGAGGAGGGACGAAGCGUGAGAGGUGCAGAGGAGAAGCUUCGUCAGCUGCUGAAAGAUUUGAGAAUUAAAGCCCGGAUCUAUCCUGUGCCAUGGGACCAACAGGUGGCACUACACUGGCAGCGUCAAGGCACGUGGGGGAAGAAGCAGCAGUCGCAAUCCCCUGAUACCACCAAUGAGGAGCAGAUGCAGACAACAGCUGAGGAAGAAGAUGUUGACGAUUACGUUAACAGCUUCCCGAGCAACACCACGCGCCUGUCGGACGACUACCUGUCAGCUGUCAAUAAGCUGAUCCUGGACCAGGCCCGGCCACCUCCCGCUGUGCGCUUCCUGUACUUGCCCCGUCCUCCAGCUGACACCCGACGCUACGCUGCCUACUUGCAACAGUUGGAGCUGCUGACUCAGGAGCUGGGCCCCACGCUGCUCAUCCACGGAGUCACCCCUGUCAUCACCACUGAUCUUUGAGAGAUCCCCUUCAUGACACAAUGAGUGAAUUGUGUGUCCAUCUGCUGCUGAAGGUUUUUAAUCAGGGUGUUUGGACUUAUUUUUACACAGUGUCACCACAGACCUCAGCACUGUGACGACACUGACCACACCACACCACAGCAGACCGGGGGAACAGACCUGUGAGAUACAUCAUUUGACAAUCACACACACCCUGCACUGACUCGCACAAUACAGAGUCAUGUAGAACACAUUUUUUAGAGGUGCAGUCUAUUUUUUGAAUUUUUUAAAUGAAGAUUGAAUAUAAUACGGUACAUUUUGGCCAUUUGCUGGUAACCUUUUUCUUGAUUUUAUUUCUGUUCUCAACUUGCCUGAAGGCAUCUUGAACUUUUAUUUCGGUCCAGCCAUGUCAUGCCUUCUCAGGUAGAUGUUCCCUGAGGAGCCAGCUGAUCAGUCUAAACCAGCAAACAGCACAUUAUGCUGUUUCUAACAUAUUUGUUUCAGGCGUAUAAUUCUGACAGGUUUGUCCAUGUAUCCACCAGCAUACAGUGGAAAAUCUCCACUCAUUCAUAUUGCCAAUCCACCCCUGUCACUUUAGAAACUAUUUCUUCAUUCCUCCCUGUAAUAGAGGGACCUGUCUAAUUCCUGAUAUAUUCUAAGUUGAGGUCAAGGACUCCCCUGGUUCCUUCCUUGAAAUGUUAAUUUGGUGUGUUUGGCUCAAAUUCCUCUAAAUGAUCAUUCCAUAUGCCUUCACAUCAAAAAGUGCCUCACUAGUUAAACAGACAGGCAAGUUGGACUGCUUUACACCUUCGAAAAUUUCAUUUGCAGGAAAUCUGCCUUUCCAUUUAAGUAGCUUCGGACAAAGGAAACAAUUGAGCGACUGUUACGACAGUGCUCAUAAGGAAGGUCCGUUAUUUCAAGAAAAAGGUUAUGUCAGAUCUGAGGAAGACAUUCCUCUCUUUUCCACAUGCACUUUUGUCCUUCCUCUGCCAAACUGUAUAUUGUGAUGCUUCCCCAAAAAUAUUGUAAGACAUGUUUACAGCACCAGUAAUGACUGAUUAUCCACGAUAUUUAAUAAAGAUUGUUUUUAUGUGUAUUAGGUGCUCUUUAACUUUUAGAUACGUUUUUAUUAAUCAGUGACCACAGUGUUCGGCCAGCCUGAAUGCUGAAGUGCUUAAAUUAAUUUUACUACCUGCUCCACUCUGCAGCCUCGACCUUUAACUAUUGUAUUUUGCAGUAUUUAAAGUGAACAUGUAACUUUUGCUGACCUGUAGUUACAAGUGGCAUUUAUGGGAUAAUGGAACAUAUUAAAAGUUAACAUACCAGUAGUACAAGAAGAGUAAUCUCAUUUGUACUGCAAUUUUUAUCAAUGGAAAGUAUGUUAACAUUAACCUCUAUAAGCUGCCGGUUAGUAGAUGGGACAUGAACGAAACUAAAAAUUGCACGUCAAAUACAUUAUCUCAAAGAUUGUGUCUGUCACUUUAUGUAGUUUUUAUCACGCUCAUGUUUGUUCAAUUGUUAAAGUUGUUAAGUAUAGUUAUACCCCAGUCUGGUCCACAUCUAGAGAGGCUGUAGCAGCACAACCUCUGAUUGCAAUGAUUCCAGCUUUUCAUGAAUAAGAGCAAAAAUGUGAUUAUUCCUCGUCAUCACUGUGGCAAAUCGUAAUUCCAUUCCUUGUCACACUGAUGAUACAGUAUAUGUCCACUGAGGCCAAAGUGAAUCAUAUGUUUAUUGUAAAAAUGGUUUGAAUCCUUGAACUGAAAAUAAAAUAAAUACAUACAAAAUUG
Messenger RNA from Limanda limanda (common dab), 4913 nucleotides. RefSeq lists its product as uncharacterized. Gene Ontology annotation, cellular component: membrane. The record is from RefSeq and is a predicted model, not a curated record. The coding region runs from base 280 to 3147 and encodes 955 amino acids. The transcript has 13 exons. Gene Ontology annotation, molecular function: potassium:chloride symporter activity. Gene Ontology annotation, biological process: potassium ion import across plasma membrane; potassium ion homeostasis; chloride ion homeostasis. NCBI's taxonomy places the organism in Eukaryota, Metazoa, Chordata, Actinopteri, Pleuronectiformes, Pleuronectidae.